GAAAACAAAAUGGCGGACAAAAGAGUCGCMAUUGAACAAUGUUUAUCUGCUGCAAAGAGUCUUCGUUCUUCUGUUUCUCAGGUUUUUGAAGACUUCGUUUCGAAUCCAGUUGGGAAAGUUGACACAGAAUCGUCAGAUCUAGCGAAAUCGUCCGAAUUUGUCAACAAUUUGAAGAAAGAUUUUGUCCAAGUUCAGAAAUCCGUCAGUAAUCUAGAAAAGACUGCCGCACAAGUCAGCCAAUUCAAGACAGAUUCGAGCUCUGCUGCUCUUGGUAACAGUGGUCUUCUCAGUCUUGACCCAUGCGACGAUAAAACACCUUUAUACAGACAGUUGAUAGGGACAUACAACUGGCAUGAAAAGGAAGAUAUUUAUUCUCCAUCUCGACACAAAGUCUUCAACAAGUUAACAGCCUAUGCCACAUCUGCAAUGCUUCACUAUUACACAACUAGUGAUAAUAUUCUACAGGUCAUCAAUUUUGUGAAAUGGCUUGACAGUUUUCAAGGUAUUUUUUCAAAAAAGUGUACGAACUGUGGCUUCCAUUUGAAAGAGGAAGAAGAUGGCUGUCCCAUACCUCCGUGCUGGAGAGCUUACGACACCCUUCAACCAUACCACUAUAGCUGUUACACAAAACUACUGAACUAGAUAAAAAUUACUUUUAAUGUACAGUCUAAAUAUAACAAAAAACAAUGUAAAUAUAUGCAUGUUCUGCAACAAGGUUGAAUGCACCACAAAUAAUAGUUCCAAGUCGAGGCUGGAGUUUAUGCUCAUAUAAAGUAAAAGUAAAACUAUACUUUUCAAAUUGCAUGGUAACUCCAACCUUGGUUUGGAAAUAUCAUAAUUCAUGGUCACUGAACGGAACUGUAAAAUGGAGUGUUAAACUUGGUAUUAAAAGUUUUGAAAAUUCAUUAAAGGUGUUUAAAGUAUUUAU
Actinia tenebrosa (Australian red waratah sea anemone) is the source of this 928-nucleotide messenger RNA. Its product is annotated as mediator of RNA polymerase II transcription subunit 27. Gene Ontology annotation, cellular component: mediator complex. Lineage: Eukaryota; Metazoa; Cnidaria; Anthozoa; Actiniaria; Actiniidae. Gene Ontology annotation, molecular function: transcription coactivator activity. The record is from RefSeq and is a predicted model, not a curated record. Gene Ontology annotation, biological process: regulation of transcription by RNA polymerase II.